Messenger RNA from Priapulus caudatus, 1497 nucleotides. Its product is annotated as isobutyryl-CoA dehydrogenase, mitochondrial-like. NCBI's taxonomy places the organism in Eukaryota, Metazoa, Priapulida, Priapulimorpha, Priapulimorphida, Priapulidae. The record is from RefSeq and is a predicted model, not a curated record. Gene Ontology annotation, biological process: lipid metabolic process. Gene Ontology annotation, molecular function: acyl-CoA dehydrogenase activity; flavin adenine dinucleotide binding.
UAGGAUCGUACGAAAAAGUCAACAUGUCAACCUUUGCAACUGUGACUGUGUUUAGGUUGUUUGGCUCGCGAUUAUCAAAUAACAAACUGAACCUAUUGAGUUUUAGUAAUCGUUUGAAGCCAAGUAUCUGCACACGGGCUCCAGUCAGAUCUAUCCUCACUUCGUGCAUAGAUCGAAACAUUUCCAGUAGAUGUUCUAAGACAUGCAGCAGAGCUUGGCUUUGCAGCAAUUUACUGUAGUGAGGAUUAUGGAGGCAUGGGAAUGAACAGACUUGCAGCUUCUAUCAUAUUUGAAGCUUUAGCAACUGGAUGUGUCAGCACUACUGCUUAUCUCUCUAUACACAAUAUGUGUGCAUGGAUGGUGGAUACAUUUGGGACUGAGCAGCUGCGAGAACACUGGAUGCCUAAUUUGUGUUCGAUGAAGAAGCUUGCUUCUUACUGCCUCACUGAACCUGGGAGUGGGAGUGAUUCUGCUAGCUUGAUAACCACAGCAAAGCGUGAUGGGGACUUCUAUAUCCUGAAUGGCUCGAAGGUGUUUAUUAGUGGAGCCGGAGAGACAGACCUUUACCUGGUCAUGGUUAGAACAGGAGAUAAAACACCAAAGGGUAUAUCCUGUGUCAUGGUAGAGGCUGGAAGUGAAGGCCUUAGUUUUGGCCAAAAAGAAAGAAAGGUUGGCUGGAAUUCUCAACCUACACGAACUGUUAUGCUCGAAAACUGUCGUGUUCCAAUCGGCAACAGGCUCGGCAAAGAGGGUCAAGGAUUUGCCAUUGCAAUGAAGGGCCUCAAUGGUGGAAGAAUUAAUAUUGCAUCUUGCUCCCUGGGAGCAGCACAAGCCAGCACAGAAUUAGCAAUGGAGCAUUUGAAAGUUAGAAAGCAAUUUGGCAAGCCGCUGGCCGAGUUCCAGUACUUGCAGUUUAUGCUAGCGGAGAUGGCUACAUCACUCGUAGCAUCGAGGCUGAUGGUGCGUGAAGCUGCAAGGGCACUACAAGAAAAUCGUGCUGACCAUGUUGCUAUCUGCUCCAUGGCAAAGUUCUUUGCUACUGAUAGUUGCUCAAAGAUAAUAAAUCAAGCACUGCAGAUGCAUGGAGGUUAUGGCUAUCUCAAGGUUUAUGCUGUGCAGCAGUACCUGCGCGAUACUCGUGUUCAUGAAAUACUCGAAGGUACAAACGAAGUGAUGAGGAUGUUAAUAUCCAGGGAUCUGCUAAAAUAACACUGAAAGGAUUGCUGUUUAGUGAGACUUCUUCAGUCUAAUUAGAUAGUGAAACCGUAGCUACCAUCUAAGAAUCAUGUUGGUACUGGUUAUGCGUGCCAAAAUAUUAUUUAUGUGAGGUGGGUGCAUCAUACAUAAUCUCAUCUGAAUAUUAGCUGAUUAGCUGGAAAUAUUGUGGAAAUGUUCUCUAGCAAGACAGUACUGUCACAACGUCUGGUCGUUUACACCUACAUGGAGAUAAUACCCUAUGUGUUUGUAAAUAUAUAUGUAGAAACCGCAUAAUGUCGA